This is a messenger RNA of Paramecium octaurelia, 281 nucleotides long. The record is from the annotation of a GenBank genome assembly. Lineage: Eukaryota; Ciliophora; Oligohymenophorea; Peniculida; Parameciidae.
AAAUGGUAGAACAUGAAAAAUAUUCAAAAAUGAAUAAAUUAAUCAUAAAGAAAGAGUUGGACAUCAAAAAUGAAGCUUCUUAAAUUAAAAAGAUACAGAGAAUUCAUGCAAAAAACAGGGAUUAUCUUGUUGGUUAAAUAAUUAGUUUUUUGUUGAGAAGAUAUUUAGGAUUACAAACAUGGAAUAAAUGUAGAUCAAUGUAAGCGUAUUAUUCGACAAGUUAUGAUAUAUAUGAGGUUAUUUUAGGGAGUUUUAAUUAUUUUCAAACAUGUUAUUUUUGA